AUGGCAAUUUAAGUAAAUACAAUAAGAUGGGUGAAUAUCAUUUAAGCUUACAAAAAUAAACAAAAGAGUAACACAAUUUAAGGAUUGUAUUUCUUUAUGAUAGCUUACGUUUCGAUUGUCCUCAUACUAAAGAUUUCAUAUUCAAUGACCGCUGAGAGCUCAUACUCAUUAGUCUAAUAAAUUCUAGACAAGUACGUUCAAGGCUUUCAAGCAACAUUUUGCAUGAUCGUUUUGAGCACUUACAUAUACAUCCAUUACUUCUUCAGGAAGUAUUACGAUGAUUUGAUCGAGCGAACAAAGAAUCAUUCAACAGUAGAAGAUGUGUAGAGUUUUAAGAGAAACAAGAAAUAAAUUUGUAGAUUUUUUGAGAUCUUAAUUUUUGCCAUUGUAAUUAAGAUCAUUCCUGAGAUUGUAUUCCUCAUUCAGCUGAAUUCUGAUUCAGAAUUUUUCUUCGCUAAUUAUUAGCUCUAUUUAGAGAUAAUGAAUACUGUAAUUGGAUUAUCUGAAUUACUAAUGAUGCUAAUAUUAGCUCAAUCAAUCAAAUGGUCUAUGAUUACAUAUGAUAAAUUCCUAAAAAUUUAGUAGAAUAAGGAUUAAAAUGUACUAGAUAAUCAGUUCUCCUCAUCAUUACUAAUACCUGAGGAUAUGGACUGCAAUCUUUAAGUAGUUUUCUAAGAAUAUAAAUCAUAUGAGCUACAGACUACCUCAUCUGAAGUGCGGAUAAAUUUCUCUGAUGAAUCUACUUAAAACUCAUUAAUGAAAUGCUUAAAAUGA
Molecule: messenger RNA, 774 nt
Organism: Stylonychia lemnae
Lineage: Eukaryota; Ciliophora; Spirotrichea; Sporadotrichida; Oxytrichidae
Source: the annotation of a GenBank genome assembly